GUUACUGUUUGCAUUGCAUCAAGUUCAAACCCUUUGAGAAGAGAGAGAGAGAGAGUGAAGAUUUCAAAUAGAAGAACCGAGUGCUCGUCGAAGAGCACAUACAAUGGAAGUUCCGAAAGAUCAAAUCGCCACUCUUCUGGAACAUGGCCUCUACAACUCCGCUCAGAUGCUCGGUUGUUUUCUUGUUUCUUCUCCUGCUGCAAUUGCUGAAUCUGUCCCACACCUCAAAACUGAGAGCUUGGUGCUACUUGGUGAUUGUUUUUUUCGUGAAAGGGAGUAUCGUAGAGCCAUUCACUCCUAUAAACAAGCGUUGCAAUACUACAAGAUGAUUCCAAAACAGAACAUGACUUCUCGAGGUUCAUUGACGUUGAACCGAUCUUCGUCUCCAAAUUCUUGCAAUGGAUCAGUAAUCAAUGAGAAUGAGGUGAAAUUCAAAAUUGCAUCAUCUCACUGUUUUCUGAAUGAGAAUAAAGCAGCUCUAGUUGAGAUGGAAGGAAUUCCCAACAAAGCUAGAAAUUUGGCAAUGAAUUUGUUAUUAGGAAAACUAUAUCGAGUUUCAAGGCAUAGCCGAGCUGCUGUUGCUAUUUACAAAGAAUGUAUAAGGCAUUGCCCGUAUAUACUUGAGGCCAUCACAGCUUUAGCAGAACUGGGAUCUACUGCAAAGGACAUCAUUUCAUUGUUUCCUCAGACUCCAAAUAGAAGUGGUAGGGCUCCAUUUGAUCAUACUGACUCAAGUCGUUGGCUUCAACGAUAUGUUGAAGCUCAAUGUUGCAUGGCUUCAAAUGAUUACAAGGGUGGAUUGGAGCUCUUUGCUGAUCUUUUACAGCGAUUCCCUAAUAAUACACACUUACUACUUGAGAUGGCAAAGGUUGAAGCUAUCAUUGGAAAGAAUGACGAGGCCAUAAUGAAUUUUGAAAAGGCCCGGUCAAUUGAUCCAUACAUCAUAACAUAUAUGGAUGAGUAUGCAAUGCUUCUAAAGCUUAAGUCUGAUUAUCCAAAGCUGAAUAAGUUGGUGCAUGAUUUAUUGAAUAUUGAUCCUGCAAGACCAGAGGUUUUUGUAGCUCUAUCUGUUUUAUGGGAAAGGAAAGAUGAGAAAAAAUCAUUACAAUAUGCUGAGCAGAGUAUUCGGAUUGAUGAGAGACACAUACCAGGGUAUAUAAUGAAGGGGAAUUUAUUGCUGACUAUGAAACGGGCAGAAGCAGCUGUGUCUGCUUUCAGAGCAGCUCAAGAAUUGAGACCAGAUAUUCGCUCAUAUCAAGGUUUGGUUCAUACAUAUUUGGCCCUUUCUAAAAUCAAAGAGGCUUUAUAUGCUUCAAGAGAAGCAAUGAAAGCAAUGCCUCAGUCAGCAAAGGCUUUAAAGUUAGUAGGUGAUGUGCAUGCCAGUAAUUCCAGUGGCAGAGAAAAGGCAAAAAAGUUUUAUGAGUCUGCAUUAAGACUAGAACCUGGUUACCUUGGAGCUGCACUAGCUUUGGCUGAGCUGCAUGUUAUAGAGGGCCGAAAUGGAGAUGCUGUUUCUCUGCUUGAACGAUAUCUUAAAGAUUGGGCUGACGAUUCUCUUCAUGUAAAACUUGCACAAGUCUUUGCCGCCACUAACAUGCUGCAGGAGGCUUUGUCACAUUAUCAGGCUGCAUUAAGGUUAAACACCCAGAAUGAAGCAGCAAAACGGGGUUUAGAGCGUUUAGAGAAGCAAAUGAAGGGUGUGGAUCCUGAUGCACCUGAAGAAGAUGAAGACAAUGAUGUUGAAGACGCCGACGGAGAUCAAGACGAGACCGAACUUCUUUGAAUAUAAGUGCACCUAGGAAGUCUUUGAUGAUGUUGAUGAGGAAAGUACCCUGGAAAUAGUUUAAUGUUGAGAUGACAUUAACAGUAGGGUGAGAAUUACCCUGGUGGCCUACAAUUACAAGCUUGGCUUCGGUUUGCCUUAACUACUGCAAGUAUUCACAUCAGAAAACAAAUCAUUUCAUACUGUUGCAUCUCAUACCCUAAGGCUGUAUAAAUAUGGAAUGUAAGGAUUAGAUGGUGAAAUUUCAUCUUCAGGAUGAUCGGAUAUUGGCUAAGUGGCUGAGUUCCAUUUUGUAAGGCCAAAGAUGUCUCAGCUGGAAGCUUGCCUUAUGUCCGCUGUAAAAUUUAUUUUCUUUUUUAUGUUUGUAAAAGCUAUGAUAUAUUUGUUAAAAAGUUAGUCAAGUGAAAACUGUAGACAGUCAAUUUUCACUUUCUGUAACACUGUAAAACAACUGUUCAUUUUAAUUGUUUUGAUCACAAGUCAAAAGGUGACGUUCCAU
Messenger RNA from Vigna angularis (adzuki bean), 2282 nucleotides. RefSeq names its product anaphase-promoting complex subunit 7. Gene Ontology annotation, molecular function: protein binding. The transcript is spliced from 18 exons. The coding region runs from base 104 to 1783 and encodes 559 amino acids. NCBI's taxonomy places the organism in Eukaryota, Viridiplantae, Streptophyta, Magnoliopsida, Fabales, Fabaceae. The record is from RefSeq and is a predicted model, not a curated record. Gene Ontology annotation, biological process: cell division.